Messenger RNA from Thamnophis elegans (Western terrestrial garter snake), 345 nucleotides. Its product is annotated as guanylate-binding protein 7-like. NCBI's taxonomy places the organism in Eukaryota, Metazoa, Chordata, Lepidosauria, Squamata, Natricidae. The transcript is spliced from 2 exons. Gene Ontology annotation, molecular function: GTP binding; GTPase activity. The record is from RefSeq and is a predicted model, not a curated record. The coding region runs from base 1 to 345 and encodes 114 amino acids.
AUGGAGGCUCCGGUGUGCCUGAUUGGGAACAGGAGAAAUCACCCCCAUGUGUCUCCGGAGGCCCUUCAGUUGCUCUCAGACAUCCGGCAGCCAGUGGUGGUGGUGUCCAUCGUGGGACUGUAUCGCACGGGCAAGUCCUACCUGAUGAACAAGCUGGCUGGCAAAAAUUCAGGUUUCCCUUUGGGCUCCAUAGAGGAAGCAGAAACAAAAGGAAUCUGGAUGUGGUGUGUUCCCCAUCCAGACAGGCCUAACCAAACCCUUGUCCUGCUGGAUACUGAAGGGUUAGGUGACACAGAAAAGGUGAUUUUGUAUUUGCUUAUUUCUUUGUAUGAAAUAUCACACUGA